Messenger RNA from Pelodiscus sinensis (Chinese soft-shelled turtle), 2740 nucleotides. RefSeq names its product Ro60, Y RNA binding protein (gene RO60). Lineage: Eukaryota; Metazoa; Chordata; Testudines; Trionychidae. The record is from RefSeq and is a predicted model, not a curated record. Gene Ontology annotation, cellular component: ribonucleoprotein complex. Gene Ontology annotation, molecular function: RNA binding.
GGCCUAGUCCCCCGCCUUUCACUGCUCCCCAAGGGAUAUUCCGCCCCGCUUUUGCCGGGCGGGAGGCAUCGGGAGCGGCGCGUCUGCGGGAGGCCGGGCGCUUCUUUGCGGACCCGGCGCGAGCUGCCGAGGGAAGAGGGGCCCUGUUGGGACAGAAACACUCGCCCGCUGCCGAUAUUCCCAGCUAGGGCGAGGCGAGGGCGAGUGAACGGCCAGUGUUGUGACUGAGCUGGCCGAGGAGCUGCCCGCGAGCCUAGUGAACCCCCGAAGACAGGUGCCCGGCGUCUCGUACAAGCGAAGAGUAGAAAGACCCAGAGGGCUGAGGCGCAGGGGAUGUCGCAGGCUUCCUUGAAACUGUAAGGAAUGGAUGAAGACGCAGACCAAAUGCAUCCUUUGAAUGAUAGGCAGGUGCCGAACUCUGAAGGUGGAUAUGUAUGGCAUGUCACGGAUAUGAAUAGACUCCACCGUUUCUUAUGUUUUGGUUCAGAAGGUGGUACAUACUACAUCAAGGAGCAGAAAUUGGGCUUUCAGAAUGCUGAAACUUUAAUAAGACUGAUUGAAGAUGGCAAAGGCUGUGAUGUGGUACAGGAAAUAAAGACGUUCAGUCAAGAAGGCCGGGCAGCAAAACAGGAGCCCAUGCUUUUUGCUCUUGCAAUUUGUUCACAGUGCUCUGAUACAAAAACCAAACAAGCUGCAUUUAAGGCUGUUUCUGAAGUCUGCCGCAUACCAACUCAUCUGUUUACUUUCAUCCAAUUUAAAAAGGAUCUGAAGGAGGGUAUGAAAUGUGGCAUGUGGGGCCGUGCCCUGAGAAAAGCUGUUGCAGACUGGUACAAUGGAAAGAAUGGCAUGGUUGUUGCUUUAGCAAUUACAAAAUACAAACAAAGAAAUGGUUGGUCUCAUAAAGAUCUGCUGAGGUUGUCACACCUAAAACCUACCAGUGAAGGACUUGUUAUAAUCACUAAAUACAUUACCAAGGGGUGGAAGGAAGUCCAGGAGGCAUAUAAGGACAAGGAACUUUCUUCAGAGACUGAAAACUUGUUAAAAUACCUGGAAGCUGUGGAGAAAGCAAAACACACGAAGGACGAAUUGGAAGUUAUUCAUUUGAUAAAAGAGUAUAGGUUAGUUAGGGAGCAUCUCCAGACAAACCAUUUGAAAUCUAAAGAGGUGUGGAAGGCAUUGUUGCAGGAGAUGCCUAUAACAGCAAUGUUGAGGAAUCUAGGCAAGAUGACUGCAAAUUCAGUUCUUGAACCAGCAAGCUCAGAAGUAGCAUUAGUGUGUGAGAGACUGAGAAAUGAGAAAUUGUUAAAAAAGGCUCGAAUACAUCCAUUCCAUGUUUUGGUUGCAUUAGAAACCUACAAAGCAGGACAUGGAAACCGGGGAAAACUUCACUGGCUUCCUGAUAAAGACAUUAUAGAAGCUCUUGAUGCCUCCUUUUAUAAGACAUUCAAGACAGUGGAACCAACGGGAAAACGUUUCUUGCUUGCUGUUGAUGUCAGUGCUUCCAUGUCGCAAAGAGUUUUGGGCAGCGUGCUCAGUGCUAGUACGGUUGCUGCAGCAAUGUGUAUGGUUGUUGCACGCACAGAGAGAGAUUCCAAUAUUGUUGCCUUUUCACAUGAAAUGGUCCCUUGUCCAGUGACAAAAGACAUGACGUUACCUCAAGUAUUAGUGAAAAUGAAUGAAAUUCCAAUGGGCAACACUGAUUGUUCUCUUCCAAUGAUAUGGGCUCAAAAAACACACACAGCUGCUGAUGUCUUUAUUGUAUUCACUGAUAAUGAGACCUUUGCUGGAAAUAUUCACCCUGUGGUUGCUCUGAGGAAGUACAGGGAGAAAAUGAGUAUUCCAUCUAAACUGAUCGUUUGUGGAAUGACAUCAAAUGGCUUUACCAUAGCCGACCCAGAUGACAGAGGGAUGUUGGAUAUAUGUGGCUUUGACACGGGAGCUCUAGAUGUCAUUCGCAACUUCACUUUGGAUUUGAUUUAAUCUCUAGGCACCUACUAUUCAAAAGGGGUCUGUUGCUGGCAAGAGACUCUGCCCUGAGAACUCCCAGCCAAAUGUACUGUACUAAAAUAUGGCACGUGAUGCACAUAUCAGAAUGAUACCUUUUUGUAAAGGGGAAAAACAAAUGAGAAAUGACGUUGUUGUUGUUGCACAUAGCUUGAAAACAACAAUAGGAAAGCCUGCUAAACAGAGCUACACAGUUCGAUUUAAUUUCAUUUAUAAUAGUUGAACUGUACUAAGGUUUUGUCACUGUACAAUGUCUUUUGUCUUUAACAAUAAACUAAAUUACUUCUGGUAUUGGGAAUGGGGGCAGGAAAGGGAAAUAGCGUUAGUGUUUUUAAAUAGUAUUCAUUUAACAGCAGCUUAAUUUUUUAAAUCUUUGUAUUUGAGAAGAAUAAGUACAAGUCAACCAUUUCCAUUGUUCAGUUUCAAAUCUAUAAAAGAAAUAUUUUUGGAGUGCACUAGACCAUGUAACUGUGAUGGAGUGUAAAAGUUACUUGUCAGAUUUUAUAGUGACACAGUGAAAGUGGAAAUAUGAUUAAAUUGUGAUAAUCAUACUUUUUCUGAACAGAUCUGGAUCUUCUAAAAUGUAACUUUUUUGGUAAAUUGAAAGGCAGUUUUUGUACAUUGUGGUUUCAGCAGCACUACUGUAGAAUUUGUAAGCUUUGUAAGAAAUUUAUACAAAUUCUGUUUAGCAAAAAGUUCCUGAAGUUAUAAAAUGAAGUCCCAUCUGCCAAAGCUA